Molecule: messenger RNA, 474 nt
Organism: Papaver somniferum (opium poppy)
Lineage: Eukaryota; Viridiplantae; Streptophyta; Magnoliopsida; Ranunculales; Papaveraceae
Product: coiled-coil domain-containing protein 1-like
Exons: 2
Coding region: 1-474 (157 amino acids)
Source: RefSeq, a predicted model, not a curated record
AUGGUGACUUCCAGCAGCAGUGAUUAUGAUUAUGAUUAUUCCUCUAGCUCUUCUGACGAGGAUUCCAAGGUUCCAGAGAUGAAGAUUUCUACAGCAGAAUCUCGUGCCAAGAUGGAUCAAUCAUUAAAGAAGGCUAAGGAAGCCAUAAACGACAUACGGUUAGCCUCCGAGGAGAAGCUUCGCUCUCGUCCUGAUGGUGUAGCCUCGGAUUCAGACGCUGAAGAAGAACCCGUAUGGGAGCCAAAGGAUCGCAAAAUUAAGCCACACCGUCUUACCAGGGAGAUUGAGAGAUUAGUUGAGGCUGAUCUUGAAGCUGAACGCAAAAAGGAAGAGUAUUGGGAUGCAAUGUACAGCAAUCCUGAUGAGAGAGAAUACUUUGGUGAUGAUUCUAAUAGUGAUUCUGAGGAAGAGCAUGAAGAAGAUUCCACAGAAAACGAUGAUGGUGAUGACGAGUCCGAUGAAUCCGACGAUUAG